AUGCCAGGCGCAGGAGGUCGCCCAGAGGAUGAGGACAGCCGCAGACUGCAGCGAAAGGAGCUGCAAGAAGCGAGGAAGGAAGAAGGCGGCGGCGCCCGCGGGCCCAUGCCAGGCGCAGGAGGUCGCCCAGAGGAUGAGGACAGCCGCAGACUGCAGCGAAAGGAGCUGCAAGAAGCGAGGAAGGAAGAAGGCGGCGGCGCCCGCGGGCCCAUGCCAGGCGCAGGAGGUCGCCCAGAGGAUGAGGACAGCCGCAGACUGCAACGAAAGGAGCUGCAAGAAGCGAGGAAGGAAGAAGGCGGCGGCGCCCGCGGGCCCAUGCCAGGCGCAGGAGGUCGCCCAGAGGAUGAGGACAACCGCAGACUGCAGCGAAAGGAGCUUCAAGAAGCGAGGAAGGAAGAAGGCGGCGGCACCCGCGGGCCCAUGCCAGGCACAGGAGGUCGCCCAGAGGAUGAGGACAGCCGCAGACUGCAGCGAAUGGAGCUGCAAGAAGCGAGGAAAGAAGCAGGCGGUGGCACCCGCGGGCCCAUGCCAGGCGAAGGCGCAGGCGGUCGGCCAUACAUUCCAGAAGAUCACAAGCAUGGCCCACCAUACCGCGACGAAGAACUACUCAGCGAUGAAGAAACGCAACGAAAAUACAAAGACUUCGUGCGAAGCUGGACCCGGUUCGGUCUCUCUAGAAUUUGCAAAACCUGCGGAUCCCUGACUCCGUCAAGACACUGCCGACCGACUGGUCCGGCGCAGACCCCGAGUUGUCGAAACUGCCGAGAGAACAAGACAAGGUUCAGACUGCCAGCCUUGCUGCCUGUGCCACCGCCGCUGCAGCAGCUAAAGCCCAUCGAGCAGCACCUUCUGGCCAUGGCUCGCAUAUCACAAGUGGUGCUGGACAAGUUGCCUUCAGGAGGACCAAGCGCCCAGUGGGGCAGAAUGUACGCCGUACUCAUGGAGGAUCCGUGCAUUUGCGACGUCCUGACUGGCGCAGUCCUGCAAGAAGACGGCACGGUUCAGGUACAAGGCGUUGAUGGCCUGACAGAAUCUCCUGCCAGGCUAGAGAACCUGCACAGUGCUCUCAACGAACUCCGGACGCUGCACAAGCUGUACACAAACAGUCCCGCCGUGCACGAGGCCAUCGAAAAGAUGAGCCACAUCAUGAAGCACAAAAAGACACCCUCCACGACAACCGAAGCCAACCAAGACAGGAAGGAAACCAAGCAGGCAGAAGCAGACGAGGAGGAGGACCAGCAGUUCACCUACCUGGUUCCGAAAGAUUUGAAGGUCCCCAGAGCAGACACGACCGAACUGCGUCAAACCAGAAGCAGCGCGGCCUUGAUAGACGACAUCGACGUGAAGUUCUUCCCGCACCUAUUUCCCGAAGGAACUGACGGUUGGAAGCAAGAGUACCAAAGCUUUUCCCAAUAUGCCAGGAAACGCCUGCUGUCGCAGGACCAACGCUUCGAGACUUCUGCCUCCUACAUCAUGUGGCUCCUCGAGACACAAAUGAAGAAGCGACUUUCCGGCAACGUGAACGUGCGGGUCGGCACGCAGCAAAAGCCAAGAGGAUGUCACGGCUAUCAAGAUGGAAGCCGACGCGUCUACACUGCACUGCGGGACAUUCCCGGCACACAGCCAUACCUAUACGCAAAGAAGGGCAUCGCGCUGAACAUGUAUGAGCAGCUCGGGCAGCCACAGUUCUUUCUGACACUGACCUGCCACGCCCAGCAACCGAGCAUCCUGCUAGCAGCCAUUUCGGCGCGCUUGUUGCGCCUGAAUCCAAACCUGACACCUGCAGAGCUGCUUGGAAAAAUUUGCAUACAAGAUGUUAUAUGGUUGGUUCACAGUGCAACUUAA
Symbiodinium natans is the source of this 1845-nucleotide messenger RNA. NCBI's taxonomy places the organism in Eukaryota, Dinophyceae, Suessiales, Symbiodiniaceae. The record is from the annotation of a GenBank genome assembly.